UCGAAUUCAGACACAGUGAGCACACUGCAUCGAGCAAGCCAUUAUUUAGAGAGACAUAUUAUUCACAAUUUACACUGCAUACUUUAUAUUCACACAACACACGCCAAACUUUUACACAACACACACCAAAUUUUUACACAACAGACUUCAUUUUAACCAAUUUUUCGUAUCAAACGAGGAACAUCACACCACCAAGUUUGGAAAAUGUUCCAGCAGGAAGAAACAGUGCACUAUGCGCCUGCAACUUUUACACCUGACUUCAAACACGUCUCUGACAACGUCUACCCCAUGUACAACCCUGAGUACCAGUUUGUGUACCAACCUGUGUACUACUCAGUGUACACCCCUGUGUACCAACCUGUGUACUACCCUGAGUACGACCCCGAGUACAACCCUGUGUACCAACCUGUGUACUACCCCGAGUACUACCCCAAGUACACCCCUGAGUACUACCAGGUCCUGCCACAGGAUUUCUACCCCCUACCCCCAACCCCCAAUGGUGGAGACAGUUGAAGAAGAAUGCUUCUUCUCAUCUCCAGAGCUUUCUCAGAACCAACAGCCAAUUCUGCCUGAAAAGAAGCACACACUGAUUACAUUUCAGUGCCCCAAUGAUGAUAGUCAAGACAUUAUGGUCAAAGAGCUUAAGAGAGGAACAGCCAUGUAUGAACCCGAGAGCCUGUUUCCAGGCGAGAACAUGUCUGUACCCCAACAUGUGUGUCCACCUGAACCUGCAUCUCCCCCUGAACCUGUGUCUCCACUCGAACACAAACCGGCCUACAUGAUACCAAACACAAAGUUCCAGCAGGAAAAAACAGUGCACUAUGUGCCUGCCACUAAUACACCUGACUUCGCACACACUGACAACAUCUACUCCAUGUACAACCCUGAGUACUACCAGGUGCUGCCACCCGACGUCUACCCCAACCCCCAAUGGUGGAGACAGUUGAAGAUGACUGCUUCCUCCCAUCUCCACAGCUUCCUCAGUUCCUCCAGCCAUUUCUUCCCGAAAGGAAGCACUCAAUGAUUACAAAUCAGGACCCCAAUGAUGAUGGCCAAGACAUUAUGGUCAACGAUCUUCUGGGAAACUCAAAGUGGGUCUGGCCAUGAACAUAAAGAACCAUAAUAUGACUAAAUAAAAUUAUAUCUUCCAAC
Messenger RNA from Tachysurus fulvidraco (yellow catfish), 1152 nucleotides. Its product is annotated as phosphatase and actin regulator 4-like. The record is from RefSeq and is a predicted model, not a curated record. NCBI's taxonomy places the organism in Eukaryota, Metazoa, Chordata, Actinopteri, Siluriformes, Bagridae. The coding region runs from base 233 to 1024 and encodes 263 amino acids. The transcript has 5 exons.